CUGUCCCCGCUGUCCCCGCAGUUCUACGACGCCUCCGACACCUACGAGAACGUGCUCAAGAUGUUCAACAACGUCUUCACCUCCCUCUUCUCCCUCGAGUGUCUCCUCAAGAUCAUGGCCUUCGGGGUCCUGAAUUACUUCCGCGACGCCUGGAACGUCUUCGACUUCGUGACGGUGCUGGGCAGCAUCACCGACAUCCUGGUGACGGAAUUCGGGAACAACUUCAUCAACCUGAGCUUCCUGCGGCUGUUCCGCGCCGCGCGCCUCAUCAAGCUGCUGCGCCAGGGCUACACCAUCCGCAUCCUGCUCUGGACCUUCGUCCAGUCCUUCAAGGCCCUGCCCUACGUGUGCCUGCUGAUCGCCAUGCUCUUCUUCAUCUACGCCAUCAUCGGCAUGCAGAUGCUGAACCUUUUUGUCGCCGUCAUCAUGGACAACUUCGAGUACCUGACGCGCGACUCCUCCAUCCUGGGCCCGCACCACCUGGACGAGUACGUGCGGGUCUGGGCCGAGUACGACCCCGCCGCAUG
Messenger RNA from Passer montanus (Eurasian tree sparrow), 527 nucleotides. Its product is annotated as voltage-dependent P/Q-type calcium channel subunit alpha-1A-like. Lineage: Eukaryota; Metazoa; Chordata; Aves; Passeriformes; Passeridae. The annotation marks the transcript as partial. Gene Ontology annotation, biological process: chemical synaptic transmission; calcium ion import across plasma membrane. Gene Ontology annotation, molecular function: high voltage-gated calcium channel activity. Gene Ontology annotation, cellular component: voltage-gated calcium channel complex; membrane; neuronal cell body. The record is from RefSeq and is a predicted model, not a curated record. The transcript is spliced from 5 exons.